GUGUGGCAGUGUGGUGGCAGUGUGGAGGUUCUACCAUGUUCCAGGAUUGCUCACAUCGAGCGGGCCCACAAACCCUACACAAAGAACCUGACAGCACAUGUGCGGCGGAACGCUCUGAGAGUGGCGGAGGUCUGGAUGGACCAGUACAAGAGCCAUGUCUACAUGGCCUGGAACGUCCCACUGCAGAAUUCAGGAAUAGACAUUGGGGACCUAUCUGAAAGGAAAGCCCUGAGGUCCAGACUGCAGUGCCGACCCUUCAGCUGGUUCCUCUCCAACAUCUACCCUGAGCUCCGCUCCUACAGUAACAUUGUGGCCUACGGAGUG
Notothenia coriiceps (black rockcod) is the source of this 324-nucleotide messenger RNA. Its product is annotated as polypeptide N-acetylgalactosaminyltransferase 18-like. The transcript is spliced from 2 exons. The annotation marks the transcript as partial. The record is from RefSeq and is a predicted model, not a curated record. Gene Ontology annotation, biological process: protein O-linked glycosylation. Gene Ontology annotation, molecular function: polypeptide N-acetylgalactosaminyltransferase activity. Gene Ontology annotation, cellular component: Golgi apparatus. Lineage: Eukaryota; Metazoa; Chordata; Actinopteri; Perciformes; Nototheniidae.